Molecule: messenger RNA, 1557 nt
Organism: Aspergillus bombycis
Lineage: Eukaryota; Fungi; Ascomycota; Eurotiomycetes; Eurotiales; Aspergillaceae
Product: cytochrome P450
Exons: 4
Coding region: 1-1557 (518 amino acids)
Molecular function (GO): iron ion binding; oxidoreductase activity, acting on paired donors, with incorporation or reduction of molecular oxygen; heme binding
Source: RefSeq, a predicted model, not a curated record
AUGACUCUGCUUCAGGUGGUCGAGACAAGCUGCAUCCUUCUGGCGCUAUGGACCGCCGUUGGAGCCAUCCGUCGACUCUAUUUUCAUUCCUUAUCCCACAUCCCAGGCCCCCGACUGGCCGCACUCACCUGGUGGUAUGAGUUCUACUACGACGCCGUCCAGCCAGGGCAGUACGUUUUUAAGAUUCAAGAACUUCACAAGCAAUACGGUCCCAUCAUCCGCGUAACCCCGGAUGAGGUUCACAUCAACGACGUCGGUUACCUCGACACGAUCUACGCCCCGUCCAUGACCCGCCUCGACAAGUAUGACUACCAGCUACGCACCUUACGUGUUCCCGGGGGCAUCGGGACCACCGCCGAUUACCAUCUUCAUAAGAUCCGUCGGGAAGCGCUCACUCCCUUCUUCAGUAAGCGCAACGUCCUCUCGCUCGAAGACGUAAUCACCGCCAAGGUGAACCAGUUGUGCGAUUUGAUCGCCAAACACGUGGCGACGGGAACUGCAAUCAAUCUGUCGGACGCGUUUUAUGGCUUUUCCAACGAUGUUGUCGCCAACUUUUUGUUUGCCCACCAAACCGACGUACUCGCAGAUGAGCAGGAGGCAGCCAGACUCCGCCACAACAGUCAUGAAUUGCUCAAGGGAAUCAACAUGAACAAGCACUUCCCAUGGAUCCCCGAUAUCCUCGAAGCACUACCACAACGCCUAACCAGGCCUAUCAUGCCUCCUGGGCUCAUUGACAUGCUCGAACUCUUCGAUAGAGUCCGCGCGGAAUUGACCACAAUCAUAACGGCAAAGGCAUCCGGCACUUCGAGCGAGAAAAAACCGCUCAAUCCAGGAGGCAAAGAAUCCGUCUACGAAUCUGUCCUCGACAACCCCAACCUCCCCGCAUCCGAAAAAGCCCUCCUGCGCCUCGAACAAGAAGGCGCAUUACUGACCCUCGCAGGAACAGAGUCCCCCGCCCAAACUCUCAAUAUUAUCUUCUACCAUCUUCUCGCCAGCCCCUCUCUCCUCGCCACACUUCGCAAAGAACUAGACACCCUGCCGACACCCUCGACCUGGACGCAACUAGAGCAGCUCCCGUACCUCUCCGCCAUCAUCGAAGAAGGCAACCGACUCUCCUUCGGCGUCACCGCUCGCGCCGCCCGUAUCCAGCACAAGCCCAUCACCUAUACUCCAUCCGCGUAUGUGACCACACCAGGGCCCACGCGCAGGUCCUAUAUCCUCCCUCCUGGCACACCCGUCAGCAUUACGACGUUGAGCGCGCAUACUGCUGAAUCGGUCUUCCCGGAUCCGUAUAUGUUUAAUCCUGAGCGCUGGCUGGGGGAUGAGGGUCGCGAGCGUAGGAAGUUCCAAUUAGCUUUUUCAAGAGGCGGAAGGAAGUGUUUGGGCAUUGAGCUUGCGAGGGCAGAGCUGUAUCUUGUUACUGCUGCGCUUGUGCGGAUGUUUGAUCUAGAGCUAUGGGAGACGGAUGAGAGGGAUGUUUCUUUUGAGCACGAUUAUCAUGUUGCGAUGCCGAAGGAUGGGUCGAAGGGGGUGAGGGUUGUGGCUAAGCUACGUUGA